Neopelma chrysocephalum (saffron-crested tyrant-manakin) is the source of this 1104-nucleotide messenger RNA. RefSeq names its product voltage-dependent L-type calcium channel subunit beta-3-like. The annotation marks the transcript as partial. Gene Ontology annotation, molecular function: high voltage-gated calcium channel activity. The transcript is spliced from 4 exons. The record is from RefSeq and is a predicted model, not a curated record. Lineage: Eukaryota; Metazoa; Chordata; Aves; Passeriformes; Pipridae. Gene Ontology annotation, cellular component: voltage-gated calcium channel complex. Gene Ontology annotation, biological process: regulation of voltage-gated calcium channel activity; calcium ion transmembrane transport; chemical synaptic transmission.
CCCCCAGCCGAGGUGCAAAGCGAGAUCGAGCGGAUCUUCGAGCUGGCCAAGUCCCUGCAGCUGGUGGUGCUGGACGCCGACACCAUCAACCACCCGGCCCAGCUGGCCAAGACCUCCCUGGCGCCCAUCAUUGUCUACGUCAAGGUGUCCUCGCCCAAGGUCCUGCAGCGUCUCAUCAAGUCGCGGGGGAAGUCGCAGGUGAAGCACCUCAACGUGCAGAUGAUGGCAGCCGACAAGCUGGUGCAGUGUCCCCCGGAGCUCUUCGACGUGAUCCUGGAUGAGAACCAGCUGGAGGACGCCUGCGAGCACCUGGCCGAGUAUCUGGAGGUGUAUUGGAGGGCCACCCACCACCCCCCGCACGCCCCCCACGCCGUCCCCUCGCCCACCGGCCUCCCGGGCCUGCAGAGCCAGCAGCUGCUGGGGGAGCGGGGGGAGCACUCGCCGCUGGAGCACGACAGCCUGAUGCCCUCGGACGAGGCCGGGGACACCUCGCCCCAGCCCUGGGGGGCCACGUCCCAGCGCAGCUCCCGGCACCUGGAGGAGGAGGAGGAGUACGGGGACCCCUACCCGGACCUGUACCAGCCCCACCGGCACCACGGCAGCGGCCCCGGGACGCCGGAGCGCCCGGGCGAGCGCAACCACGACAGGAACUGGCAGCGCAGCCGGCCCUGGGCCAAGGACAGCUAUUAGGGGUGGGGAGGGGAGGGGAGGGGGGGGGGGGGGGGCACGGCUGGGAACCGGCCCCCUUCCCCCUACAAAGCCCGGGCGCUGCCCCCCUCGCCCCCAGCCCCGCGCUGGGGGUGCUCAGACAAUCUCCCUUCUCGGGGAUCUCCUCGGCACCGGCAGCUUCCUCGCGCCCGGGCCCCCCCCCUCUCCCCGGGCACGUCUUCAGCCAUAAGCACAGAGCUGGGGGGGGGGGGGGCGGGCCCGGCGGCCAGGAUGCCCGGGGCCCCCCCCCCCCCCCGAAAACUUUUGGGAAACCCGGGGGCCCCCCCCUCCCCUUCCCCCCCCUGCCCCGGGCCCCCCCCCCCCCGGCCCCGCAUCGCAGGCUGGCUCAUUCCCCCCGCAGGGCAGCUGCCAUGGACAGUGGGUGCCCCCCCUCCC